Molecule: messenger RNA, 948 nt
Organism: Euleptes europaea (tarantolino)
Lineage: Eukaryota; Metazoa; Chordata; Lepidosauria; Squamata; Sphaerodactylidae
Gene: ASPA
Product: aspartoacylase
Exons: 6
Coding region: 1-948 (315 amino acids)
Molecular function (GO): hydrolase activity, acting on carbon-nitrogen (but not peptide) bonds, in linear amides; hydrolase activity, acting on ester bonds
Source: RefSeq, a predicted model, not a curated record
AUGACUUCCUGCCAGGUUGUACAAGACGUUCCCGUGGGAAGGAUUGCUAUCUUUGGAGGAACUCACGGCAACGAGUUAUCAGGGGUGUUUUUGGUCAAGCACUGGCAGGAAGACGGGACUGAAAUUCAAAGACCAGGGUUGGAGGUGAAGCCUUUCGUUGCCAAUCCAAGAGCGGUAGAGAAGUGUUGCCGGUAUAUUGACUGUGACCUGAACCGGGUUUUUGAUGCUGAGAAUCUGGGGAGGAAAGUUACAGAUGAUACUCCAUAUGAAGUGAAAAGGGCUCAAGAAAUCAAUUGCAUGUUUGGCCCAAAAGGUAGCCACAAAGAAGCCUAUGACCUUAUCUUUGAUCUUCACAACACAACAGCUAAUAUGGGCAGCACUCUUAUACUGGAAACCUCCAGGGAUGACUUUACCAUUCAGCUGUGUCGUUAUAUUAAGGAUGCUUUGGCUCCAGAAACCUGUGCCGUUUUCCUGAUUGAGCAUCCUAACUUGAAAUAUGCAACGACCCGGUCUAUAGCAAAAUAUCCUGUUGGUGUGGAAGUUGGUCCUCAGCCCCAAGGAGUUCUUAGAGCGGAUAUUUUAGGUAAAAUGAGGAAGAUAAUCAAACAUGGCCUUGACUUCAUACACAGUUUCAAUGCAGGGAAAGAAUUUCCACCAUGCACAAUUGAAGUUUACAAAAUAAUGGAGAAAGUAGAUUAUCCCAGAAACAAAAACAAUGAGAUUACUGCUGUUGUUCACCCUGACCUGCAGGAUCAAGACUGGGAGCCUCUCAACCCUGGCGAUCCGAUGUUUAUAACUUUUGAGGGAAAGACAAUCCCAUACGAAGGAGACUCCAUCAUAUAUCCAGCAUUUGUGAACGAGGCUGCUUAUUAUGAAAAGAAUCAAGCUUUUGUAAUAACUGUAAAGCAAAAAUUAAGUGCCAAAGGCAUAAGAUCCUCUCUGUCGUAG